AUAAUUGAUGAGUCCGUUCAAAAUGUAAAGUAUAAUUGGAUGGAUCCAGAGAAAGUGCAUAAAUAUGCCUCAGAGACUAAAUUAACAAAAGGGAAAUAUGAACCAGGUUUUGCUCCCAUUGAAAGAACACACAAAGUUCAAAUAAAUAAAGUUCAUAAUGAUUGCAUGGAAUUAUUUGCAUAUUUUCACGGUAAACUUAUAGAAGCUUUAGUAAAAUGCACUAAGAAUUCCUUUGAAUUGUUAAAGAAAAAGGUCACAGUUUUAAGUUCUUCGGCUAAUGGUGACAACGAUACAAGAGAAGAAUCUCCAAUUCUGUUAGCUACAUUUAUUCUGCAAAUACCAAAUGUUGUAAUAGUACCUCCGAUAGAAGAACUACAACAUUACUUUGGGAAAUUAGUGAUUGGCGUUUUAGAGAACCAUACAAAAAUUAUUACUUGGGGACAGCGUUAUUCAGCGACAGACAAAACAAACUCUGAAGAUAAUAGAACACUUAAGAACUACUACGAUACGAUUUCUGAUCAUAAAGAAAUAGUUCGCGCUGUAAUGAGUUUACAAGGCGCAAUUCUUGCAGUAAAGGAUGAUGUAGCGCAAAUCGGCAAUAUGUAUUUACGAUUCUCGUUCAUAUGGUCUGAAGAUAGAAGUAAAAUCAUCCAGAGUUUUGUUAAUUCUGAACCAAUUUCUCAGGAGAUUAAAGAAAAAUUUAUAGAAUACGAUGACUUAAUUUCCGAAAUUGAAAAAUUGCCGAACAAGCACACAGUCGGUCCUAUAGAAAUUAACAUGGAAAAAUUAAAAUUUGCACUUUUAGUUGAAGCACGUACAUGGAAAACAUUAUUAGGUCAAGUGUUGUCUAGUACAUUUAAAGAUAAAUUAAAAAGGAUUACUGAUUACAUCAACGAGAAGAAUAAGGUUCUAGCGAGAGAAAUAAAGGACUUAGAAGAUGUAAGGGUCGCUAUGAAAUGUUUAGCCGAAAUAAGAGACGAUUUUAUAUCAUUGGACAUGGAAUUAAUAUUGAUAGACGAAACGUACAGUUUAAUGGCAAAAUUUAACAUCCCUAUAUCAAAAGAAGAACAAGAUAUCGUGGAUAGUCUACGAUACAAUUUUACAAAUAUGUUGAACACGGCUAAACAAGUACAAGCAAAAAUAUGCGAAAUGCAAGAGCCACUGAAGAAAGAAUUAACAGAUGGUGUAGCAAUUCUGAAACAGGAUGUGAUUAAUUUUGAUCUUGAUUUUGAGCUUAAUGGUCCGAUGGUUGAGGGUAUACCAGCUAAAGAAGCAAGUGAUAGACUUAUUCUGUUUCAAGGCCGUCUGGAAGAAUUGUGGGAAAGGUAUGAGACUUAUAGUAGCGGAGAAAGUUUAUUUGGUAUUGAAAGCACGGAAUAUCCGGCUCUUCAUCAGAGAAAGAGAGAAAUCAAUUUAUUACAGAAAUUAUAUAGCUUAUAUUUGCAAGUGAAUCGAACUAUCGACAGUUACUUUGAGAUACCUUGGUCUGAAAUUGAUAUCGAUUCCAUAGUAACCGAAUUAGCUGAUUUUCAGAAUAGAUGUCGACGACUACCAAAAGCCAUGACAGACUGGCCAGCAUAUAUCGACUUGAAAAAGAAGAUCGAUGAUUUUAACGAGACUUGUCCGCUACUGGAAUUAAUGGCAAAUAAGGCAAUGCAAGAAAGACACUGGGAAAGAAUGUCAAAGCUGUGUAAAUAUAACUUCAACGUUGAAUCAGAAAACUUUACAUUGGCAAAUGUGAUGGAGGCACCUUUAUUAAAAUACAAAGACGAUGUUGAGGAUAUAUGUAUCAGUGCAGUGAAAGAGCAAGAUAUAGAGAGCAAAUUAAAACAAAUUAUCGCAGAAUGGGCUGUUAUAAAUUUACAGUUCUCCCAGUUUAAGCAACGAGGAGAAUUGCUCCUGAAAGGCGUAGAAACAAACGAGAUAAUAUCUCAUCUCGAGGAUAGCUUGAUGGUGAUCAGUUCACUUUUAGCAAACCGAUACAACGCGCCUUUUAAAAAAGAUAUUCAACUAUGGCAAAGUAAACUAAGUAACACCUCGGAAAUCUUAGCAAAAUGGUUGACUGUGCAAAAUUUAUGGGCCUAUUUGGAAGCAGUAUUUAUUGGUGGUGAUAUAUCGAAGCAAUUGCCAGCAGAAGCAAAACGUUUCAAUAAUAUCGAUAAAGCUUGGAUAAAAAUUAUGUAUCGAGCACGUGAAAAAUUGAAUGCGGUGGAAACAUGUACAGGCGAUGAAACAAUGGGGCAAUUUUUACCACAUUUGUUGGAACAAUUGGAAUCCUGUCAGAAAUCUCUUAGCGGGUAUUUGGAAACAAAGAGAAGUGUAUUCCCAAGGUUCUGUUUUAUAUCAGAUCCUACAUUGCUAGAAAUACUCGGUCAAGCAGCCGAUUGUCACACUAUACAAAAUUAUCUCGAUGGAUUCUUUGACAACAUAGCAAAGAUGGACUUUUCUGAAAAAGAAUACGAGAAGAUUAUAGCCAUGUAUUCGCGCGAAAAGGAAAAGGUGGUAUUAGAGAAAGAUGUUGUAUGUACAGGAGGUGUAGAAAACUGGCUGAACACUUUGUUAGUGGCACAUCAAUUUUCUGUGGGCUGUGUGAUCUCGCAAGGGCUGCAAACACUCGAUAACGAUGACUUUGAUAUCAUACACUUGAUAGAUAAUUCAAUUUUACAAGUGGGUCUAUUAGCUUUACAAGUCCUGUGGACUCGAGAUGCUGAGGUAGCACUAAAGACAGCAAAACGGGACAGAGGAGUGAUGAAAAGGACUAACGAAUGGUUUCUUGACUUGUUAAAUAGCCUUAUUGAAGUCACUGUUAAAGAUUUGACGAAAUACGCUAGAGCAAAAUAUGAGGCUUUAAUUACAAUUCAUGUACAUCAAAGGGACAUAUUCGAUGAGCUGUUUCACCAUAGAGUCCGCAAUAUACUCGAUUUCGAAUGGUUAAAACAGAUCAGAUUUUAUUAUAAUCCUGAUAACGAAGACAUUCCUAUUCAAAUCACUGAUAUUGAUUUCACUUAUCAAAAUGAGUUCUUAGGAUGCACCGAUAGACUGGCUAUUACACCUCUUACAGAUAGGUGUUACAUAACGUUGGCCCAAGCCGUAGGUAUGAAUUUUGGGGGUGCACCCGCGGGUCCAGCAGGUACUGGAAAAACAGAAACCACGAAAGAUAUGGGGAAGGCUCUUGGAAAAUACGUCGUCGUAUUUAAUUGCUCUGAUCAAAUGGAUUUUCGCGGUCUAGGAAGAAUAUUUAAAGGAUUAGCUAUGGCUGGCAUAUGGGGUUGUUUCGACGAAUUCAAUCGAAUCGAUUUACCCGUUUUAUCGGUGGCUGCUCAACAAAUAGCAAUUGUACUCACAGCAAGAAAGGAAAGAAAGACAAAGUUUCUCUUUAGCGACGGUGAAAUCUAUUAUUUGAAUUACGAGUUCGGAAUCUUCAUCACGAUGAACCCUGGUUACGCUGGUCGCCAAGAAUUGCCAGAAAAUUUGAAGAUACAAUUUAGAAGCGUGGCUAUGAUGGUCCCUGAUAGACAAAUAAUUAUGCGCGUAAAACUGGCAGCCUGCGGUUUCAAAGAAAACGUUUUAUUGUCACGGAAAUUUUAUACAUUGUACAAAUUAUGCGAAGAACAACUCAGCAAACAAGUACAUUACGAUUUUGGUUUGAGGAAUAUAUUGUCCUGUUUACGAACUCUGGGUGCUCAGAAGCGAGCAAAUCCUACUGAUUCUGAAGAAACUACUCUGAUGAGAGUUUUAAGAGACAUGAAUCUGUCGAAGUUAGUAGAUGAAGAUGAACCUCUGUUCAUGUCUCUCAUCGAUGAUAUGUUCCCAGGAAUUAAACUCAGAGUUCAAACGUACAAAGAUUUACAAAAGGCGAUUGCAAAUGCAACUGUUGCACUUGGUAUAACGAAUCACGCCGAGUGGAACCUAAAAGUAGUUCAACUCUACGAAACCUCUCUUGUUCGUCAUGGUUUGAUGGUGCUUGGACCAACGGGAGCUGGAAAAACGCAGUGUAUGUGGACCCUUAUGAGAGCCUUGACAGAAAUGGGUAUGCCGCACAAAGAAGUUAGAAUGAAUCCCAAAGCCAUAACUGCGUCCCAAAUGUUUGGAAGGCUUGAUGUAGCGACAAACGACUGGACUGAUGGAAUAUUUUCCACUAUAUGGAGAAGAUCCACACAUACAAAGAAAAACGAAAAUUUAUGGAUGGUUCUGGAUGGACCUGUAGACGCAGUAUGGAUUGAGAACCUUAAUUCUGUCUUGGAUGACAAUAAAACAUUAACUUUAGCUAAUGGUGAUCGUAUAAUCAUGGCGUCGAACAGUAAAUUAGUCUUUGAGCCUGAUAACGUUGAUAAUGCAUCACCGGCUACGGUAUCACGUAUGGGAAUGGUGUUCAUGAGUGCUUCCGUGUUAAAGUGGAGUCCUAUUUUAGAGGUAUAUCACUUUAAGAAGGUAGAUGUAUUGCGUGGGUUCUUUAACAAAAUAUACAACGAUGCUCAUACAUAUGUUCAAACAAAGCUUCCAGUAAAAAUGGUUCUUCUAGAAGCUAUAUACAUAAGACAAUGCAUAGAUUUAUUGGAGGGUUUACUCGAGAUAUUGUCAGAUCAUCAUAUUGAAAAAAUAUUCCUGUUUUCACUUAUGUGGAGUUUAGGAGCGGUGUUAGAAUUAGAGGAACGUAACAUGUUACAGGACUUUUGUGUUCGUCACGAAUCAAAAUGUCAUUGGCCCCACUGUCAGGAAGACGAAACUAUCUUCGAGUACUUGGUAUCCGAUGAGGGACAUUGGAUACAUUGGUCUAAAAAGGUCCCAGAGUUUACAUAUCCAUCAGAUGAAGUUCUGAAUUAUUAUUCAAUUCUGGUUCCAAACAUAGAUAAUACGAGAACAUUGUUUUUAAUCGAUACUAUUGCAAAGCAGAAGAAGGCUGUACUAUUGAUAGGAGAACAGGGUACGGCGAAAACUGUAAUGAUCAAAGGUUACAUGGCCAAUUACGACCCCGAAGAGCAUUUGUAUAAAUCUUUUAGUUUUUCUUCAGCCUCCACGCCCAACAUGGUUCAGCGUGUAUUUGAGAGUUAUGUGGAGAAAAGAGUCGGAAAUACUUAUGGACCACCAGGUAGUCGCAAGAUGACCAUCUUUAUCGACGAUAUAAACAUGCCAGAAAUAAAUGAAUGGGGUGAUCAAAUUACAAACGAGAUUGUUCGUCAGUUGAUGGAAUACGGAGGCUUUUAUUCAUUAGAUAAGCCGGGUGAUUUUUGUAUUUUACAAGAUAUUCAGUUAAUCGCUGCCAUGAUUCACCCAGGCGGUGGUAGAAACGAUAUCCCUCCGAGAUUGAAAAGACAAUUUAACAUUUUUAAUUGUACUCUACCUUCAAAUAAAUCAAUGGAUACGAUUUUCAGAUCCAUUGGUGAAGGAUACUUCUGCAGCAGCAGAUUUGAAGAAAUUAUCGUGAACUUCUUACCUAAAUUGGUACCUUUGACCAGGGUGUUAUGGCAACAGACCAAGUUGAAGAUGCUGCCAACACCAGCAAAGUUUCAUUACGUUUUUAAUCUAAGAGAUCUGUCUCGAAUUUGGGAAGGUAUACUAAGAAUCGAGAGAGCUGAAUGCGACUCUGUAACCCGACUGCUGAAGCUUUGGGAACACGAGUGUACUCGUGUAAUCGCUGAUCGAUUUACAUCGAGUACAGACACCCAGUGGUUCCAAGCCACGUUAAGACGUACAGCUGAGAAGAUGUUAGGUUCCGAUUUUAAUUAUUACAUUGCCACUGAAACUUAUUUUGUCAACUUCCUGCGUGAACCACCAGAACCCACCGGGGACGAGCCAGACGAUUUUGUAUUAGAAGCGCCGAAAAUCUACGAAGAAAUACCAAGUUAUGAUGCUGUGAUCGUGAAAGUUCAUCAAAACAUGGAUCAAUUCAACGAGUAUAUUCGUGGAAUGCAACUUGAUUUAGUGUUCUUCCACGAUGCACUUGUGCAUCUGAUUCGUAUAUCGAGAAUCCUUGGUGUUCCCAGAAGCAAUGCAAUGCUCGUAGGUAUUGGAGGAUCAGGCAAACAGAGUCUAACACGUUUGGCUUCUUUUAUUGCCGGUUUUAGUUUCUUCCAAAUAACGUUAACCAGGAGUUACAAUGUUGGAAGUUUAAUAGAGGAUCUGCGGAAGGUUUACCAUGCAGCGGGUACAGGGAGCAGAGGGCAGACGUUUAUAUUCACCGACAACGAAAUAAAAGAAGAAGCUUUUCUAGAAUACAUCAACAAUAUUCUAAGCGUCGGGGAAGUUGCAAAUCUCUUCCCUCCUGAUGAACUUGACGAAGUCGUAACAGAAUCAAUUCCAUUGAUGAAGAUUGACGAUCCAAGAUGUCCACCGACACCGGAUAAUCUUUAUCGUUAUUUUAUAUCACGCGCAAGAAAUCAAUUGCACGUAGUUCUUUGCUUCUCACCAGUUGGAGAGAAAUUCAGAUCUCGGGCAUUAAAGUUCCCUGCCCUGAUAUCUGGCUGUACAAUUAAUUGGUUUUGGAAAUGGCCAAGAGAUGCAUUAUAUGAAGUGAGUAGUCACUUUUUGGAAAAGUACAAGGUGAUAUGCACUCCAGAAAUAAAGCGUCAAUUAAUUGAAGUUAUGGGAGACAUACAAGAUGAUGUUAACGAUACUUGCAUGAAAUACUUUGAUAGAUUUCGAAGAGAGACAUACGUUACUCCAAAAUCAUUUCUUACAUUUUUGGCUGGAUACAAGAUACUAUACAAACAACGUUUGGACAAUAUUAACAUGCUUGCUUUUCGUAUGAGCAGUGGUUUGAACAAAUUAGUGGAUGCUGCGGCUCAGGUCGAUGAAUUGCGAAAGGUCUUAGAAAAGAAUCAGCAGGAAAUCGCGGAGAAGAACGUGCAAGUGGAAGCUAUUCUAGUCACUGUUAACCAGAAGAAAAGCGAAGCAGAGACAGUGAAAGCAAAAGUUCAAGUUUCCAAAGAAGAGGCUGAGACCAUCUUAAAAGUAAUCUCGAAAGAAAAGUCUGUAGCGGAACAGAAAUUGAAAGCAGCUGAACCUGCGUUGCUUGCAGCAGAAGCUGCAUUACAGACUAUAAAAGCUGCUGAUAUUGCCACCGUUCGAAAACUAGGGAAACCACCUUACUUAAUUACUCUUAUAAUGGAUUGUGUGAUAAUAUUGUUUGGAAGAAAAUUAGAACCAGUUAAACCUGACUACGAUCGGCAAUUUUUAACGCCUUCUUGGCCAGAAGCUUUAAAAGUGUUGGCUGAUACUAGGUUUCUGUACAAUUUGCAAAAUUUUCCGAAGGAUAACAUCAACGCAGAGACUGUUGAUUUAAUGCAACCUUAUUUAAGUUAUCAUUUGUACACCUAUGAGGCUGCAAAACAGGCUUGCGGAAAUGUUGCUGGUCUUAUUCAGUGGACUAUUUCGAUGGUUACAUUUUAUGGGAUAAAUAAAGACGUUCUUCCUUUGAAAGCAAAUUUAGCUGUUCAAGAAAGCAAAUACGAGAAAGCGAAUCGAAACUUGUCGGAAGCUGAAAGUCUUUUGAAAGCCAAAGAUGAAGAUUUGAAAGUGGUACAACAAGAAUAUGAUGGAGUGAUGGAAGAGCGUCAAAAAAUAGUUGAUCUAGCUGAAAUUUGCCAAGCAAAAACAGAUACCGCGACUGCAAUGAUCGAAGGACUUUCGGGUGAAAGGAUCAGAUGGACCGAACAACUGGCUACAUUUAAAUCAGAAACUGAUCGUCUUGUUGGAGACAUUUUGAUCCUAGUCGGUUUCUUGUGCUAUUGUGGACCCUUUAAUCAGGAAUUUAGAAGUCUAUUACAGCGACGGUGGUUUGACUUCAUUCAAGCUCGAAAAAUUCCAAUUUCUCUCACAAUCAAUAUUACGAACUCUUUAACCGAUACUGCUACAAUCGGAGAAUGGAGUUUGCAAGGCCUACCGACAGAUGAUUUAUCCAUUCAAAAUGGAAUCAUAGUAACGAGAGCAAAUAGAUACCCUCUUUUAAUAGAUCCUCAAUUGCAAGGUAAAGCAUGGAUUAAGAACAAAGAGGAAGACUUUUCUUUGCAGGUAACACUUAUUACACACAAGUAUUUUAGAAAUCAUUUGGAAGAUUGUGUUUCUCUUGGUCGACCUUUGCUUAUUGAAAAUGUGGGAGAAGAGUUAGAUCCAGUAUUAGAUAACUUACUCGAGAAAAAUUUCAUAAAGAUAGGAACCUCGUUAAAGGUCAAAUUAGGAGAUAAAGAAGUGGAUAUUCAUCAGGAUUUCAGACUUUAUAUCACCACAAAAUUGCCAAAUCCAUCAUACAGCCCAGAGAUAUUUGCUCGUACUGCUAUAAUUGAUUUUACUGUUACCAUCAAAGGAUUAGAAGAUCAAUUAUUAGGAAGAGUGAUAUUAACCGAAAAGAAAGAACUCGAAACGGAGAAGACACAAUUGAUAGCAGAUGUAACUGCAAAUAAUAGAAAGAUUAAAGAAUUGGAAGCUAAUCUGCUACAUAAAUUAACCACUGUGGAGGGUCCCUUGAUAGAAGACGUAGAAUUAAUGUCGGUAUUAAACAUUACGAAACAAACGGCAGCCGAAAUAAACGAGAAGUUAAAUAUCGCAAAAGAUACGGAAUUAAGAAUUGACACCGCACGAGAAGAAUUUAGGCCUGUCGCAACACGUGGCAGUGUUCUAUACUUUUUAAUUUGCGAUAUGGCUCUGGUUAAUUGCAUGUAUCAAACUUCCCUCGUGCAAUUUUUAGAACGUUUCGAUAUUUCUAUGGAAAGAUCCGAGAAGAGCCCAGUUAAUCAGAGAAGAAUAAUUUAUAUCAUUGAAUAUCUCACUUAUGAAAUAUUCAGAUACAAAGCGCGAGGUCUUUAUCAGAUACAUAAAUAUAUGUUCAGCUUGUUAAUGACACUGAAGAUCGAUCUACAGCGUGAGGCUAUUACUUAUGAUGAAUUUCAGUAUCUCAUCAAAGGCGGUGCGGCUUUAGAUUUAAAUAAUGUUACACCAAAACCUUGCAAAUGGAUUUCUGAUGUCAGCUGGCUCAAUUUAGUUGCGCUUUCUUCUUUGAGACAGUUUCAAUAUAUUGUUUCUCAAGUACCAGCUUCUGAGAAACUUUGGAAAAGUUGGUUUGAUAAACCGGCCCCAGAAGAGGAAGUGAUACCAAAUGGAUAUAAUAAUUUGGAUACUUUUCGACGCUUAUUGUUAAUAAGAGCUUGGUGCAUGGACAGAACGUUAUCACAAUCACGAAAGUAUAUCGCCCAUUCAUUAGGAGAAAAAUAUGCGGAACCUGUUAUUACUCGUUUGGAUGUAAUGCACAGUGAAUCAAGGCCAGAUACACCAAUGAUUUGUUUCUUAAGUAUGGGGUCGGAUCCGACUCCUGGUAUCGAACAACUUGCUAAGAGAAUGGAGGUUCGAUGCAAAAGUAUUUCAAUGGGUCAAGGACAGGAAGUUCAUGCGCGGAAAUUGCUUCAAAGUGCCAAAACUGAAGGUUACUGGGCGUUAUGUCAAAAUUGUCAUUUAGGUUUAGAAUACAUGGAAGAAUUGAUUCUUUUUAUUUCGGAGAUGGAGGAUCCAGAUCCUAAUUUUCGUAUAUGGAUCACAACAGAACCCCAUAAACAAUUUCCAAUAUCUCUUCUUCAAAUGUCCAUAAAAUAUACUUAUGAACCUCCACAAGGGGUACGAGCCGGUUUGCUUUCUACGUAUAGUGGCAUGAAUCAAGACAUGCUAGAUCAGUGUGAUGCUCCACAAUAUAUACCAAUUAUAUAUACAGUAUCAUUUUUGCAUACUGUUGUUCAAGAACGACGAAAAUUUGGACCUCUAGGUUGGAAUAUACCAUACGAAUUUAAUCUAUCCGAUUGGUUGGCAUCUUGCAUAUUCAUUAACAACCAUCUGAAUGAUGCUGACAUAAAACAAGGAAUUAGUUGGCAGACUGUUAGAUAUAUGAUAGGAGAGGUGCAAUACGGAGGACGUGUUACAGAUGACUAUGACAAAAGAUUGUUAAACACAUUUACCAAGAUUUGGUUCUCAGAGGCACUAUUUUCUGAAGAUUUUGUAUUCUACAAAGGAUAUUCGGUCCUUGUUUAUAAGCAAGUUACAGAUUACUUGAAGGUAGUAGAAGAAAUGGCUUCUAUAGAUCCACCUCAAGUUUAUGGGUUGCAUCCUAAUGCAGAUAUUACAUAUCAAGCAAGUAGUACACAAGCUGUAUUAGAUACAAUAAUGUCUGUGCAACCGAAAGAGGCGGGUGCCGAUGGUGGUGAAUCUAGAGAAGCACUUGUAACCAGACAAUCAAAGGAUAUGCUAGCAAAAUUACCACCACCUUAUGAUCCAUUUGAAGUAAAAUAUAGAUUACAGUUAUUAGGUAGUACUGCACCAAUGAAUAUUUUCUUAAAGCAAGAAAUUGAUAGAAUAGAAGUAGUUAUUGAACUCGUGAAUAAGAUGCUCAACAAUCUUCUACUUGCCAUAGAAGGUGUUAUAAUAAUGAGUGAGGAAUUGAGAGAUGCUCUUGAUAAUAUAUAUGAUGCCAGGAUACCAAAAGCAUGGAAAGCUAAGUCAUGGGAAUCUUCCACUCUUGGGUUUUGGUUUACUGAACUAUUAGAUAGAAAUAAGCAAUUUUCUACUUGGUUGAAUAGUGGAAGGCCUGUCAAAUUCUGGAUGACCGGAUUCUUUAAUCCUCAAGGAUUUCUUACUGCAAUGCGUCAGGAAGUAACAAGAGCUCAUAAAGGAUGGGCUCUAGACAAUGUUACAUUACAUAAUGAUGUUUUACGAUAUUCAGUAGAAGAAAUAAAGACCCCACCUCACGAGGGAGUAUAUGUGUAUGGAUUAUACCUUGAAGGGGCUGGUUGGGAUAAAAGAAACAAUAUAUUAUGUGAAUCAGCAAAUAAAGUUUUAUACGUGUUAAUGCCUGUGAUUCAUAUUUUUGCCUUGUACAACCUUCCAGAUAAAGAUCCAAAAUUAUAUCAGUGUCCAGUGUAUAAAAAGCCAAGUAGAACAUACAUGCUAUUAGUAACACCGUUAUGGUUACAAACAAAAAGACCACCCGAUUUUUGGAUUAUACGCGGAGUUGCAUUACUAUGCGAUGUUAAAUAA
Molecule: messenger RNA, 11013 nt
Organism: Osmia bicornis bicornis
Lineage: Eukaryota; Metazoa; Arthropoda; Insecta; Hymenoptera; Megachilidae
Gene: kl-3
Product: dynein axonemal heavy chain 8
Exons: 53
Coding region: 40-11013 (3657 amino acids)
Biological process (GO): microtubule-based movement
Cellular component (GO): dynein complex
Molecular function (GO): dynein intermediate chain binding; ATP binding; dynein light intermediate chain binding
Source: RefSeq, a predicted model, not a curated record